AUGGUAUACCAUAAUGAAGACCUUUACGCAGAGAUUGUUGAAGUAUACCGGCGGAUGACACGUGAAAGAUAUCAACAUCUUGCCCCGCCAUCGAAAGUGGCUAAAAUAAAUCGUCUUCGCUUCCUUGGUCAUAUAUUAAGGAGAUCGGUAGCUCACCCUGUUCAACGAGUACUGAGGAACUUGCCGUGUUCGAGCUGGAAAAAGCCACCUGACCGAAAACGGAUGUUCUGGACUGAGGUGGUGAAAGAGGAACUGUGGACACUCGGCGUGGAUAAGCAGUUCGGGCGACAUGUAAGGUUUCGCAGAAUAUGGAAUAGAGACGAAUGGAGUGAUUCUGUGCAAUUUCGAAAGAAGAGAAGAAAGAAGAAGCUCGAAGAAGAUCGACAAGGUUGA
Messenger RNA from Necator americanus (New World hookworm), 393 nucleotides. RefSeq lists its product as uncharacterized. The transcript has a single exon. Lineage: Eukaryota; Metazoa; Nematoda; Chromadorea; Rhabditida; Ancylostomatidae. The record is from RefSeq and is a predicted model, not a curated record. Bases 1 to 393 code for a protein of 130 amino acids.